This is a messenger RNA of Amborella trichopoda, 1487 nucleotides long. RefSeq lists its product as uncharacterized. The record is from RefSeq and is a predicted model, not a curated record. Lineage: Eukaryota; Viridiplantae; Streptophyta; Magnoliopsida; Amborellales; Amborellaceae.
UUUCUCUCUCUACUGUCUUGCCUCUGUCUCUCUCUCUCUUAUUUCUCUCUCUACUUCCCUUCGUCUCUCUCUCACUCUCAGCUAAUAUGCGAGGCCGCAAAAGGCCUCCACUGGAUCUGAUGAAACCCAAAACCCCUAAUUCAUACCUUAUCCUCUUAAACCCUCCAGCUCUCUUUCUUUCUCUCUAACUUUUACAAGCUUCAAUGCAGUUGCAUAACCUCUCUCAUCCUACCACGAAUUCCCUUUCUCUGGUUCCCCAAUUCUCUCUCUAAAGUUUUUGAAUUGUAGGGCAUUGUUUCCCACCACCAAUGCAGUUUCUGAAUCGCUGUCUUCACGGCAGUCCAAGCUCACCAAGCCGGCAACUUUUGUGAAGGGAUUUUGUCUACCGGGGUAUCGAGAUAUAAUGCCCUGUUCUUCACCAUUAUGGGCACAGAUUAGCUCGUGGCAUCGUGAUUACGAUAAAGUUCAGGCCUGUGCUGUUUUCCUUAUUCACAUUCAAAUUGGGUGUGCUUUGAUAGGAUCUCUUGGCGCCUUAUACACUGGGGUUUUGCUGAUCAAUUUGGCGGUUGCACUUUUUGCCCUUGUGGCCAUUGAGAGUAGCAGCCAAAGUCUUGGGAGAACUUAUGCUGUUCUUUUGGUUUGCAGCAUUCUGCUUGAUAUCUCAUGGUUUAUCCUCUUUUCAGAGGAAAUAUGGAACAUCUCUGCUGAAAAGUAUGGACAUUGUUUUAUCUUUUCAGUGAGAGUAUCCUUCUGGAUGCAAAUUGUGGGAUUUUCAAUGAGGUUGAUGUCCUCGUUAUUAUGGAUCCAAAUGUACAGAAUGGGAGUUUCAAAUGGAGACAAUUCAGUUUAUCGAGAGGCAGAUUACGAUGUAAGGAAUAGCUUUUUGAACCCACCAAUACAUACAGCAGUUAGACAGGACUCUGACGACGAGCAUAUAUUAGGAGGAUCUAUAUAUGAUCCAGUUUACUAUUCUUCUCUCUUUGAAGAUGCAACAUACAAGGGACAUCCAUAUGGGAUAAUGGGUAGCAAGCAACAAGAUAAUGACGGCAAUGGUGGAUCUACAUCUUCUCCCGAUGUUUUCCAACUUAAAUCUUGUCUUAGCAGUUCUUUUCCCCAUGCUCAUGACAAGAGAGCUGUAAGGAAGCUGCCAAGCUUUUGAUGCAAGCUGGUUAUAUUCAUUUGGAGUCCACUCCAUCUUUCUGCAUUUCGGACCUUUCUCUACCCUUGCAGUGUAGAGAGGUGGAACUUGUACAGUUAUCAAUUCUUCAUAUUCACAGCACAAAUAUUUUGCGAAGUGCUGUGUUGCCAUUAACAGUGAUUGCAGCCUUUUAUCCCAUGAUUUCAUUUUUCUCACUCAUCUCAUCCCAUGUAUUGAUUUCCCACUUUCAACACUAGAGGCAAUACUUUUCUGUUUCUUCUUAAAUGCUCGAGACUUUCGGAUAGGAAGAAUCACCAAAGAGUACAAGUUUUGUUUCAUCCUUCUUUGA